Chaetomium globosum CBS 148.51 is the source of this 225-nucleotide messenger RNA. RefSeq lists its product as uncharacterized. The coding region runs from base 1 to 225 and encodes 74 amino acids. Lineage: Eukaryota; Fungi; Ascomycota; Sordariomycetes; Sordariales; Chaetomiaceae. The record is from RefSeq and is a predicted model, not a curated record. The transcript has 2 exons.
AUGCAACUCACCAGCUUUUUCGCCCUCGCCUUCGCCGCCCUGGCUGCCGCCAGCGCCAUCCCAGCUGAGCUCCAAGAACGGCAAUGCGUCGGCAACCUCGGCGGGUGCAACAAGCGGGCUAGCGCCGCCGUCGGCCGCCAGUGCUGCGGCGGCCUGUUCUGCUGCGGCGUCGUCGGCUCCAACAACGUCUGCCAGACGGCCAACACCUGCGGUGAGCCGGCGUAA